Caenorhabditis sp. 36 PRJEB53466 is the source of this 3888-nucleotide messenger RNA. The record is from the annotation of a GenBank genome assembly. NCBI's taxonomy places the organism in Eukaryota, Metazoa, Nematoda, Chromadorea, Rhabditida, Rhabditidae.
AUGAAGGUCCGUCUCGUUGUUUUCGCCGUCGUUCUCAUCGGAGCAUUCUACUUGACUCGUGAGUUUAUAAAAAAUCUGGAAAUGCGGCAGAGUUUGGUUACAUUCAGACAUUAUCUCUGUGGGACACUAUAAUCGACAUGAAAAGACCCUCCCGAAGGACAAUAUCCGUUUCAAGAGAGGUGAGUGUGCGGAGGUCUCGCGCUGAUCUGAUUGGGUUCUGUUUCAGACGGUGGCUGGUCGGAGUACGUGCAGAAGAUGUCGACGGUCUCGUGCAUCUCGAGUGGCAUCUCUCUCCUCUACGGACUCAUCAACGGGCACAUUGCAAUGGACAAGGCCGUCGCGGAACUGCUGAACUUCGGAUCCGUCAAGGUCUCCGACGUCGCCGCCAUCAACAAGGACUCUGUGAACGCGUGGACGAACGACCUGAAGGCACCCGGGCUGGAUGGGACCAAAGACGCCCUUGAUCUGGAAGAACACACUGUCGGCUUAGCUCGGAUGAAGGUGGAGAUGACGGACCGACUGUUCGGAGAAGUUCCCGACAAAGCCACGUACUUUUCCGUCAUCGACAAUUUUGUGAACGAUCCGAACAUGGACUUCAAAAAUCUGACUGAUGCUGGCAAAAUAAUCACCAAUACGAUUAAAUUGCUGAACAACGUGACUGGACAGCCUGAGGUCACGAAUGAGAACUAUGGCGACAUCCUCAGUUUCUUUAUAAAGAUUGUGAAAGGUCUCACAAACGUGGAAGGAGUCGUCAGUGCCGCAAGUACCAUCAGCAGUAAAUCAACGUCCUACAAUACGUUGAAGGAUGAGAAUCACCCGUUGAUCCCACUGGCUAACUUCAUUUAUUUCGCAGAGAAGACGAAACUCCCAACGCCACUUGGAACUUCCGGAAGAUCUGAAGUCAUUAAAAAUCUGGACAUUGUCUCGAAGCUCUCCACUCAGUCUGCAAAAUCCAAAUCAACAGUAUCGCACGUCAACUCUCUGCUCUUCUGUCGUCUGAAUCCACUGAAGAACAGUCGAAAGUACGCCCCCGGACUCGUACUCGGACUGUCCGACCUGAGCAACUUGCCCAAUGCGACCCGGGACCAUUUGGUCGAGAAGACGGUCGGCGGAGGCAAGAACUUUGCCCGCUUCGGAGACGGAUUCAAACCGGUCAUGGAGCUGACGGACAAGCUGCAGCCGGUCGACGGGAAGCUGCGGAAGGUCGCCACGCAGGAGAACCUCGCAUCGAUACGGAAGAUCGUGGAGAUCCAGCGGGCACUAGAGGACGCGUCGGUCGGUAAGCAGGAGGCAGAGGCUGUGUUCGACGAGUUCCGUACUAUUAGACUGCCCAUAUUGAAUCCGGUUUAUUUUUCCGAAAUAAAAAAACUAAUGGAGGAGGUGAACAAUCUGAGAAAUGCAUUCACUUCGAUCGAUACCUUCGCUUCGAAAUCGAUGACUUUCGAUGGCUUGUCUCAAUUGAAACAGACUGCAACCCUACCUUCAAAAAUCGAUGCUGAUGAUGUGAAAGAGAAGAUGAAUGCGGUAAAAGCGGCCAAGGAUACGGUCGAGACGGUCAUCAAGUCGUUGAAGGCGGCCAAGGAAAUCUUUGAAAGACUGGAACAAGCUUCGCAAGCAAAGACACUCGCCAAGGAAAUUAAAUCGAAAAAAGCGAAAGUCGACGGUUUCUAUGAUCAAAGUGAAAUGAAGACGCAGUUAACGGCACUCAAUAAUCUGAAAGAUGCCAAGCAACCAUCUGAAAAGGUUUCCAAGGCCAUCCAGGUAUGUCUACAUUAAGGGUUCACAAUAUAAUAUCAUUUGCUUCCAGGCCGCCCAGAAGAUUCGUGCACUCGCCCCCAGUGACGUCACCAACUUCGAAUGGGUCGUGUCUGCCGUCUCUUCCGUCGCUCCCACUCUCAAGAAUCUUCCGACGGUGCUCGAGGACAUGAAGAAGAAGCAGUCGGACGUGGUCAAGGAUCUGAUGGGGAUGAAAGGAGCGAAGGACGUGGCGGAGAAGAUCGGAAAGCCGACGGCGAUGGUGCGGAACAUGCAGGAGCUGCAACGAGUCGACAUUUCCGUUCUGAAGGACGUCUCUCACGUGACGACUGCCCUCCGCAACGUGUCGGAUCUCGGAGCGAGGGCGGAGAUUGAGAAGAAGUGGGGAGAUCACAGCAAGGAUAUCGCCUCCAUCGAGUCCACUCUCCAGCAGAUCAACACCUUCAAGACCACCGUCCAAUCUGCGCAGCCGAAGGACCUCCGCGAGAUCGGAGCACCGCUCGCCAGUGCUCGGAAUGUCGGAUCUCUGAGUGUGACGGCUGCCGCCAAGUCCGACGCCCUCUCCAUUCUCAUCCCGUUCGCUGCCGAUCCGAAGGUGCUCGAGGAUCUGAGGCAGAAGAAGGAGAAACUGGAUGAGUUGGCCGCCCUCGACCUCGACUUUGCCGCCUACCACUCUUCCAUCGCCGCAGUUCCGCUCGCUCUCACCUCCCUCUUCGACUUCCUCACCUCCUUUUUGGAGCCGAAGAAGAGCACGGAGGCGAGUGGAGAUGGUGGUGACUGGACAGGACUGGUGUGCGGAAUCUUGGGAGUCGUGGCACUCCUCGUAAUCCUGGCUGUCGGUGGUUUCUUCCUACGCCGCUAUAGAAGUGAGUUUGAAACACAGUAUUCAUAUGAUAAACUGUGUAAUAUUCAGUAAACCGGAAGAAGAAGUGGGCGAAGGUUAGAGAAUGGAUCAGACUGGCGACGUUCGAGCGAGUGGACCAGGCCGUCGCCUACAUCCAAACCAUCAAGACCGUCAUCUCGAAGUCGCAGCAGCCGAAGAAGUUAAAGGGCAAAGCUGCGGCGAAGACACGUCUCAUACUUCCGGACCGUCGAUUCGUCGACGCAAAUGCGGUGAACCUGGAGGGCGGCGGACGGAUGAUCAUGACGAGCGAUCCGACCGACGCGCACACGAUCGACGAUCUCCUCUAUAUGGUGACCGUCUGCCAGGUCGAGUACAUUGUGCAACUCUCGAAUUUCUUCGACGAGAUCACGCUGCAGUACGUGCCCGGCAAGAUCGGACGGAAAAAGACGUUCGGCGACUACGAGGUGACGCUCAAGGACGCGAAAGAGGCGGACGUGCAGAAGGUCGACGAGCGGGAUCUCGUCAUUCGCAACAAAAAGUGAGUGGUUCUCGUCGCUACGACCGACACGCACCGAAAUGAUUUCAGAACGGACGAGACGUGGCAGGUGACGCAUUUGCACGUGCGCUCGUUCAAGAAGCGCGACGGAGAACGGCAGGACCCGCGGAAGACGGUGGCGCUCGUGCGGAAGGUGCUCGCGGGAAAGGAGCCGCGCGUGCUCGUCCACUGCCCCGAUGGCCUCCGCUACUCGGGCCAGUUUGUCGGCGUGGCGUUCGUCGGCCGACUCGCCGAACGGAGAACCGACCUGCCGCCCGUCGAGAUGUUCGUGCGGCUCCAUCGCGCCCGCCCUGGCAUUUUCCCCUUCGCACACGACAUUUAUUACACUCUCAUCGCCACGCAGCUUUUUCUCAUUCAGGUACGUAUUCUGAUGAGCAGAUUGAGCAGAAAAGGGGCGCAUUUUCGGGAAAAAAAUCGUGUUAAAAAUUGCAUUCUCCGCUGAAAAACCUUUUUCCAGGAGUACGGCGACGAAGCGCUGAACGACCCGAGUGUGAUCUGGACGAAAUUGGACGAACGUUACCGAAAAUCGCUGGACAGCUUCGACGAGAUCCGCGAAAAGGGCGACGAUCACGAACUGGACGAGUUCGGCGACGAUGACGAGGAGGAGAAGGAGGUCGAGCAGGCGCAAAGGAAGAGCUACGCGCCGAGCAAGCCGGGCGACAAGGUGAAGAGCACGAAGAGAAAAGCGCGGCCGCAAGCGGUGCCGAUCGCCCACCGUAUUAUUGCUGUGUGA